Molecule: messenger RNA, 1812 nt
Organism: Lacerta agilis (Sand lizard)
Lineage: Eukaryota; Metazoa; Chordata; Lepidosauria; Squamata; Lacertidae
Gene: SMU1
Product: SMU1 DNA replication regulator and spliceosomal factor
Exons: 12
Coding region: 104-1645 (513 amino acids)
Biological process (GO): mRNA splicing, via spliceosome
Cellular component (GO): precatalytic spliceosome
Molecular function (GO): protein binding
Source: RefSeq, a predicted model, not a curated record
GGAAGCGGAUGUGUGCAGCGGAGGUGGCUGGGCGGAAGUGGCGGCUUGUUGCUGUGCGCCGUGGUUUGGAGUUCUCCGGGUGGCGACGGGCAGUUAGUUCAUCAUGUCGAUCGAAAUCGAGUCGUCGGAUGUUAUCCGACUGAUUAUGCAGUACCUGAAGGAGAACAGUUUGCAUCGUGCCUUGGCCACUCUACAGGAAGAGACCACAGUGUCACUGAACACAGUGGACAGCAUUGAGAGUUUUGUUGCAGAUAUUAACAGUGGCCAUUGGGACACAGUACUGCAGGCAAUACAGUCAUUAAAACUACCAGACAAAACACUUAUUGAUCUGUAUGAGCAGGUAGUUUUGGAAUUGAUAGAGCUUCGUGAAUUGGGUGCUGCCAGAUCUCUCCUGAGACAAACUGACCCAAUGAUCAUGCUAAAGCAAACUCAGCCAGAGCGUUACAUCCACCUUGAAAACCUUUUGGCCAGGUCGUAUUUUGAUCCUCGCGAGGCAUACCCAGAUGGGAGCAGCAAAGAGAAGCGGAGAGCUGCUAUUGCCCAAGCCUUGGCUGGUGAAGUCAGUGUUGUGCCUCCAUCUCGUCUUAUGGCAUUGCUGGGACAGGCACUGAAAUGGCAACAGCACCAGGGACUUCUUCCUCCUGGUAUGACAAUUGAUUUGUUCCGAGGCAAAGCAGCUGUCAAAGAUGUUGAAGAGGAAAAGUUCCCCACACAACUGAGUAGGCAUAUUAAGUUUGGCCAGAAGUCUCAUGUGGAGUGUGCUCGAUUUUCACCAGAUGGUCAGUAUCUGGUCACUGGCUCUGUUGAUGGGUUCAUUGAAGUAUGGAACUUCACCACCGGCAAAAUCAGAAAGGAUCUGAAGUACCAAGCUCAGGAUAACUUUAUGAUGAUGGAUGAUGCGGUUCUAUGCAUGUGUUUCAGUAGGGAUACGGAAAUGCUAGCAACUGGAGCACAGGAUGGGAAGAUCAAGGUUUGGAAGAUUCAGAGUGGGCAGUGUCUGAGGCGAUUCGAAAGAGCGCACAGCAAAGGUGUCACCUGCCUGAGUUUUUCAAAGGACAGCAGUCAGAUUCUUAGUGCCUCUUUUGACCAGACAAUCAGAAUCCAUGGCUUGAAGUCUGGCAAGACUCUCAAAGAAUUUCGUGGUCAUUCGUCAUUUGUUAAUGAAGCCACAUUUACACAGGAUGGGCAUUACAUAAUCAGCGCAUCUUCGGAUGGCACUGUGAAGGUUUGGAAUAUGAAGACUACAGAGUGUUGUAACACUUUCAAAUCACUCGGCAGCACAGCUGGGACAGACAUCACCGUCAACAGUGUGGUUUUGUUGCCUAAGAAUCCGGAACACUUUGUUGUUUGCAACAGAUCAAAUACAGUUGUCAUUAUGAACAUGCAGGGGCAGAUUGUGAGAAGCUUCAGCUCUGGUAAGAGGGAAGGUGGUGACUUUGUCUGCUGUGCCCUUUCUCCACGAGGCGAGUGGAUCUACUGUGUGGGUGAAGACUUUGUGCUGUACUGUUUCAGCACAGUGACUGGCAAGCUGGAGAGAACAUUGACGGUUCACGAAAAGGAUGUUAUUGGUAUCGCUCACCAUCCCCACCAGAACUUGAUUGCUACCUAUAGUGAAGAUGGGCUGCUGAAGCUCUGGAAACCAUAAACUAAUUUUUUAAUUCCCUCCACUGCAUGGAGAUCUUGAAUGCAAAGACACAGUGCGUUGCAGGGUGGUUUUCAGUUUGUAGGAGGUCCAAAAGUUAUCUCAGCUGAAUAUUAAUUUCAUAUUCAGAUGUCCCUAUAAAUUUGCAAUUUAUUUAUUGCAAAUAAAUG